AUGGCAGCUAUGAGCAAGAAUAUGGAUCUGGCAAAACAGGCUAAGGUUAUGAGAGAGUUCCAAAAGCAGUCUGCGCAAAUGGACAUGACUGUAAGUUGUGAGCAGCAGGUAUGGUAUCUACACUAUAAAACAAACACAUCAUCUGUGAUUCUAUCAGCAUCCAAGUCAAACCAUCUGCGCAGUUCUGAAAUGGAUGAUCUGGAGAAGCGGUUGGCGGCGCUUAGAUAG
This is a messenger RNA of Brassica rapa (field mustard), 228 nucleotides long. RefSeq names its product vacuolar protein sorting-associated protein 2 homolog 3-like. NCBI's taxonomy places the organism in Eukaryota, Viridiplantae, Streptophyta, Magnoliopsida, Brassicales, Brassicaceae. The record is from RefSeq and is a predicted model, not a curated record.